CCCAACAUCCACUAAAACUUUAUUCCGAAUAAGCUUGUGUCAGUCUUGUUAUUUGGAAGUUGGCAGGAAGCUGUUGCAAUUAAAGGAUAUGUGGUGUUUAGAUAAACAGGGGGGGAAAGUAUUUGUUUCAUUCUGUUCAUAGAGAUAAGGAAACAUAAAUACAUCUUCCUAGCUGACAUGAACAAUUAAGUUGAAAACCCACUUCCCAUUUCAAAUUUAUGUCAAGUACAGGCAUAGACAUAUCUGAACAAAGCUAUCACACUUUUGUUAGACUUUUUCACAAGGAAAAAGUCCCUAGAGUUGGCAAGAAGCUAAUGCAAACACCAAAAUAACCUUAAGACUUAGUCAACGCACAAAAGGGGAAGUGGUGAAUGUCUUCUUUCCGAUCUACAGUUCUGUAUACUGAAAAGCAUCAACUCAGAUGUGUUCUUGUAGUGAACAAUUAGUCUUUAAUGUGAUUUCUUUCCCUUUAACAUUCUUUUUUUGUUUAAAUCAGAGUCCCCAUGGAUUAUUUGCGCAAAUACCUCUGGUUAUGGGUGAUAAUCGCGGUUAUUUUUGCAUGUGGGAUUAUCAGCAUCAUUUUCUUCUUCAUCAACAAAUGCAUCUCAAGGCGAGGAAAACACAGAAUCUCACAGCUUCAAAGAAGAUCUCCUGACUUCACUGUCGAGAGCAAUAAAUACCAGGAGACUGGCCUUAAAAUCAACACUCCACCUUUACCUCCUCGGACACAGUUUCUCACAGCAGAGUCACAAAGCUAUGAGAACUUGGCUGAGGUACCCGAGUGCCAGAAUAUACCUGACUAUGAGGAAGACAAUCAUGACUACGAGGAGGCCGUGCCCGACUACGAGCAGGACAAGCACGAUUACGAGCAAGCCAUGCCCAACUACGAGCAGGCCAUGGCUGAGCAGUCUGACUAUGUAAAGGUGGAGGAUGAGGAGGUGAUUCUUCCUCCUCCGUACAUGGACCAAGAUCAAGCAGAAGACAACACCUCCACGGAGGACUACGAUGAUAUUGCAGAUGCAAACCACAGCGAAGAGGAUUAUGACGAUGUGGGUUAAGGCAACAAGAGAACACAACAGAUACUAUUCUUAAAAAGAAACUUUUGAAUUUUCUCAUCUGGAUUCUGCUGAGCGGAGGGAUCUCAACAAAGUUUCUUUGACCAGCUGUUUUUUUUCAUAUUAUUCAUGACAACAAAAAGUAUUUUAUGUGUUUUAUGUUUCAAAGCACAAAGAACAACACUGAAGUGGUAUACAGACCACAGGGACAUAAAAGGAUUUUAUUUAGUUAAUUAUUUCUUUAACUGACAUUGUUAACAGGCUACAAACUCCAUUUUAAGAUAUUUAAGUGUUCGUACCAACUGACGAGCAGUUAUUUGACAUUUCUUGCAUAGUUUCAAUACUUACUUAAUUAUUGACUACAUGCAUUGCGUAUGUUUCUGGUUUAAAAACUAAUAAUUUAAUCUGGUAUAAAAAGAAUAUUGCAAUUUUUAGUGAAAUGCCAUUAUAGAUUGAUAUUAUGAAAAAUAUUCUUAUUUGUUUUUGUGCCGUGAGUUAUUU
Molecule: messenger RNA, 1556 nt
Organism: Etheostoma cragini (Arkansas darter)
Lineage: Eukaryota; Metazoa; Chordata; Actinopteri; Perciformes; Percidae
Product: chromosomal replication initiator protein DnaA-like
Exons: 5
Coding region: 504-1058 (184 amino acids)
Cellular component (GO): tetraspanin-enriched microdomain; membrane; immunological synapse
Source: RefSeq, a predicted model, not a curated record